UCGGAAACGGAAUAGCUUGUGGCAGUUCCCGGAAUGAAAAAUGUAGUUUUAAACAUGUAUUUGUGCUUCGAACGACAAUUGCUAGUUUUCCCACAACGUUGAGACAUGAAAUGUUGACGAAAUCUAAGAAUGGGUGUUAAUGGCGGUCCAGAAGUUUGGAGAAGAGUCAGGGAAGCUUGUACACGAAGAACUUGGCCAUGGUCUCGUUCAACUUCCCUUAGGGAAGGAAAAGGAACUGUAAUUUUCGCGUCGAUUCACGAAGAUUUGACUUUCGCAUACCGUCCAAACUUGAGCGUUAGGGAUGUCUGCACAGAAGCAGCCCAGAUACUCAAAAUCUCCCCAGUUGCAUUGGAUUUUUUCACCUUGGUUUCUGUAGACAGCAGACAUUUUCUUAAUCCAAACAAGGUGCUUAAUGAGGCCGAGUGUACCAGCCAGGUUUACUCAUUCAGACUGUGUAUCAAAGCCUGUCAUGGCCUAGAGCUGAGGGACAUUGAUAAGAAAGCAUUUGAAUAUUACUUUCAUCAGUGUCGUAGAGACUUCUUGUCAGGUGCAAUAGGAAGAUUUGAUAAUCCUAAAGAUUUUGCAGUGUUGGUGAUUUAUGAAAUCAUCUAUCGAGCAAGACAACCAAAAUCACCAGUGCACCCAAAAGUUGUGAUUGAGCAUCCGUAA
Molecule: messenger RNA, 669 nt
Organism: Pocillopora verrucosa
Lineage: Eukaryota; Metazoa; Cnidaria; Anthozoa; Scleractinia; Pocilloporidae
Source: RefSeq, a predicted model, not a curated record